GGUGAGAAUCUGGAGCUCGGCUGAGAGGCUGCAUUGAGAACCUGUGAAGCUGAAGUUUACUGUCAGAUGAACUCUGACAGUGUGAGCAGGAGCACACAGGGAUUUUCCUGUUUUGCCCGCUGCUGUGUGCUUCUCUGUUUGCAGGGCAGCAGUGGCAGUGGGACCUGGAGGACAGUCUGUAGCUUCUGAUUGCAGGGAAAGAAACAGUUUGGAAGUAGCUAUGGAUGUGCUGCUUCCACGUGUGAGCAUCUCUCAGUCAGCAACUGAACAGAGCUUGGCUUUAGGAAGGUCACCGGGAGAAUUAGGAUUGGUGAGAGUCUGAGAGAUCAUAUAUAAUCUUAUCUGGCCUCAAGAGGUGAAAAGCUUGGCUUUCUCAGGAUUACCAUUGCACAGGAAUGGUUUUGAUAAUGCAGCAAGUUUUAGAAGUCCCCUUUUCGCCCCUGCUUCCCACUCUGCUUCAUGACUGGGCAAUUACAGCUGUUUAUCUGGCUGCAGCAAAUUGGGUCAUUGAACUGAUCCGAGCUAAAAAUAGGCAUCCCCAACAUGAGCAGCAUUGAAUGCAACGGAAGAGUUGUGACCAGUGGCAGGGAGGAUCAUAAACUCAUUUUGCUGCUGGAGCCAGAGUAACUCAUCACCGUGCCCUCGCUCUGUUGUGCGCUCGCUUUGUUCCGCCUUGACAGUCAGGUAGGAGACUUGAAAGGAAGAGGGUUCGAGCUCGAUUGUGGUCAGCAGAUCAAAAAAAAUGCCGUCUCAAAAUUAGCUGUGCUCCUCUCUGAUUAACUUGUGUGCCUUACAGCUCUAAAUAAUAAUUUCCUGUCUGCUGAGUAGGCCCAGUCAAGAAGACUAAUCAGUGUGCAAACAUUGCCGCUAAAGAGUGCGGAUACAGAGUCUGGCUGCCAGUGAUGCAUGAAAUGGAACAGAAUAGGUCUAGGCUUCCUUCAGCAGAGCCAGCUCUUCUGCUGGCUAGGCUUGGUUUUGCGAAUCUAACUGCAAAAAGGCUACUAGGUGUCCUUAAAUCUCAUGUGAUUCAUUAUUAAACACCCAAAAAAACCCCAAAACAACCCAAAAAAACCCCCGCGUCCCAAAAAAAUCGCCCUUAAAAUAACAGCCGCAUCACAUUUACAGAGAGUCUUUCCCUACCCUGCUGCGGUAGGAUCAGGAAGGACAAAUUUGGAGAGGGUGGAUGGUGUUUCUUAAAUGUACAGGAAUGGCUGCAGGCAAGUCUAAUCUGUUAUCUUUUCAUUUUGUGAAGCAAGAUAGAAGAUUUAAAGAAUGAGUGAAGACUCCUCUAAUUUUCACAUAUUAAACUGUUGUUUUAUGUUGUGACUGUCUCUUCAGGCUCCUGUUCUGUGAAUUUCUCCAGUAUGGGCUGUGUUUCUGUGUUAUUCUCAGUCUGUCCUAGUAUACAGGCAGGAAUACAGGUUGCACACAGCAGUGCUCUCUGGAUUAGCUCCUGCAGAACUCCAGGUAUCACACAGGGAAUGUGGUGUGUCCUGAGAUAUCCCUGUCUGUUUCUGAUGCCUUGCUUUUUGAUCCUUCUUUGUUUUGCUUCUCCUCAGCUUAAUGAAUACUUUCUUAUACUAAUGUACAGCACUCUGUGUGAUGAAACCCUGUAAUGAGCACCUGUAAUCUGUGGGGUUUUUACAGCCUGAAUGAGAAGACACAGAAAAAAUAAGUUUGAAGAGAGUUGUGUGGACCUAACAGUAGAGUUUGGGUUAGAAACCUAUGGAUACUCUACUCUGUUCAUUCUUUGGACUAUCCUAACAGUGAUGUAUUUGUGAGUUUGCAAUUUCUAAUGUGCUUAGAGAAACUGAAUUUUUUUUCUCUUUACCCUCCUCCAUGUCCUGGGAAUGUUUUUGUCAUUUUUGUGAGUAAAAACGUAGGAGGCAGAUUUUUUGGGAGUUGCUGAGGGAGAGGUGAGCAAGGCUGUCCGGAUGGUAACAUGAGUGAUGCACAGCCUUCUCUUGGCUGAGCUACAGAGCAGUGGUUUGGGCCCAGCUGCAUCUGAGAGCACGUGUACUGCUCUGGUGCAUGUGUUGCACACAACUGAAACGUGUCAGUGACCAUUUAGGUUUUGUAAACAAAAGAAUCCUAAAAUAAGGAGGCUUCUUUUAAGAUAGUUACUAAGGAAAAAGCCAGCCACCAGAAGCAGCAAACAGCUCCUGGGAGUGUCAGAAUGGAAGAACUCCCAUUAGCCUACUUGGAGCAAGGGGGUGUGUGCACUUGCAUGCCUUGUAAUUUCAUGGCUGCUCUUCCUGGAAGGAAGUGGUGGUUGUGUUUCAUGGAGCAGAAGUGUAAGAUGAAAUACUGCAUUUUGGCAAUAAGGCUGAAUGACCUGGAACAUAUCCACAGGGAAUAUGAGGAUGGGAGGAGGGGACAGAGCAGUUUCUGAUGAAUCUUAUUGCCACCCUGAACUGACUUUGCUUUGAAGUGUGGUCUUUGUUUUCAGCACAGUACUGAGCAGAGAUUUGUUAAGUAGCAUGCAAAAAAUAAAAUUAUGGUUCCCAGGAGCAUUCAGAUAAGCAAGAGGCUUCCACCUCACUGUGGCUGUCAUGAAUUUAUUAAAAAUCCAAUAUGUCAACCUUACUACCUUGUGCUGUUCUCCACAGCUCACCAAUUCUGUUGCAAAUGCUUUCCUAAAAUAAUUAGGGGAGCAGAAAGUGGAAGUCCCUGAAUAAAUGCUGUGAUAAAAUAGAAGUGUGUUUAAUAAUGAUCUAUUUGCUCUUUCCUUUAGGUACAAUGGCUGCAGUAGCCCAGAAGCACUUUUUGGAGGGGCAGACAUACUCAGUCCCCCUGAUCCAACCGGACUUACGCAGGGAGGAGGCUGUUCAGCAGGUGGCAGAUGCACUUCAGUACCUGCAAAAGGUGUCUGGUGAUAUAUUCAACAGGAUCUCUCAGCGGGUGGAGGCCAGCCGGGCACAGCUUCAGGCAAUUGGCGAGAGAGUCACACUCGCCCAAGCAAAGAUUGAGAAGAUAAAGGGCAGCAAAAAGGCUAUUAAGGUAUUUUCCAGUGCCAAGUACCCAGCCCCUGAACGGCUGCAGGAGUACAGUUCAAUUUUUGCUGGUGCAGAAGACCCAGCUAAACAGAAAGGGCCAAGGCACAAGAUUCAGAGCAAACAUCGAAUGCUGGAUGAGAAAGCUCUGCAGGAAAAGCUCAAGUAUUUCCCCGUGUGCGUGAGCACCAAAAUUCACCAGGAGGAUGAUGCAGAAGAAGGCCUUGGCAGCCUUCCCAGGAACAUCAGCUCCCUCAGCUCCCUGCUACUCUUCAAUACCACUGAGAACCUGUACAAGAAGUAUGUUUUCCUGGAUCCUCUGGCUGGAGCAGUGACCAAGACCCAUGUGGCUCUGGAAACAGAGACAGAAGAGAAGCUCUUUGAUGCUCCUCUCUCCAUCACCAAAAGGGGACAGCUGGACCGACAAGUAGCUGAAAAUUACUUCUAUGUGCCAGAUCUGGGCCAGGUCCCUGAGAUUGAUGUGCCAUCCUACCUGCCAGACCUGCCUGGCAUCGCUGCAGAUCUCAUGUACAGCGCUGACCUGGGCCCUGGCAUCGCACCGUCCGCCCCCAGCAGUGCUAUUCCAGAGCUGCCCACCUUCAACACUGAGUUGGUGGAGCCUUUGCAACCAGAUCUUCAAGAUGCUGAACUAUUGCCACCUCCUCCCCCCCCGCCUCCCCCACCGCCUCCUGUUGUGUCAACCAUUGUGCCUCCUCCGCCGCCCCUGCCCCAGCCCACGGCCCCCUCGGAGCCGGCCCGGACAGUGAGCGAGGAGAGCAGCAACACAGUGCCUGCAGCUUCUGUCCAGGGAGCCCCAAAGGAGGUGGUGAACCCCUCUACUGGGCGUGCCAGUCUCCUGGAGUCCAUCCGCCAGGCCGGUGGCAUUGGGAAGGCCAACCUCCGCAGUGUCAAGGAGAGGAAGCUGGAGAAAAAGAAACAGAAGGAACAGGAACAAGUGAGAGCUACAGGACAAGGUGGAGAUUUGAUGUCAGACCUCUUCAAUAAACUGGUGCUGAGGCGCAAAGGUAUUUCAGGGAAAGGGCCAGGAGCCUCUGGGAAUGCCGAUGCUCCAGGCAGUCCUGCUGGUGCCUUUGCUCGCAUGUCGGACUCAAUUCCACCCCUCCCACCCCCACAGCAGCCCGUGGGUGAGGAGGAUGAGGAUGACUGGGAGUCAUAGAUGGGGUCAGUUGAGCAUUAGUGUCAAUCUGCUGCUGUCUGAAAAUUUUAAUAAAGUUGAAGGAAGCAGGUCCUUCCACCUUCA
This is a messenger RNA of Corapipo altera (White-ruffed manakin), 4254 nucleotides long. It is a transcript of the gene WASHC1, whose product is annotated as WASH complex subunit 1. Gene Ontology annotation, cellular component: recycling endosome; WASH complex; early endosome. The record is from RefSeq and is a predicted model, not a curated record. The coding region runs from base 2710 to 4170 and encodes 486 amino acids. Lineage: Eukaryota; Metazoa; Chordata; Aves; Passeriformes; Pipridae. Gene Ontology annotation, biological process: retrograde transport, endosome to Golgi; exocytosis; Arp2/3 complex-mediated actin nucleation. Gene Ontology annotation, molecular function: actin binding; gamma-tubulin binding; alpha-tubulin binding. The transcript is spliced from 10 exons.